AUGAGCCAGGCCAAGCAGCUCUAUGAGCUCAAUGCGAACUCAGCAGAGACCAGAAGGAUCGGUAUAGACCAACGCCAGUCUACGCUGAUAACUUUCUCGGAGAACGAUCCCGACAAUCCUCUCAAUUGGCCAACAUCUAGAAAAUGGAUCAUCACGCUAAUUGUCUCUCUAUCGGUAUUCCUCAUGCCGCUAUCUUCGUCAAUUGUUGCACCCGAACUGAGUGCCAUCAGAGAUGAUCUUCAAAUGGGCAGUUCCACAGAAGCCGUACUCUUGCUUUCAGCUUUUGUACUCACCUAUUGUCUCGGGCCUCUUCUACUGGGACCACUGAGCGAGAUAUACGGCAGAGUCGCGGUCUUACAUUUCGGCAAUUCGUUCUACCUGGUGUUUAACCUGGUCUGCGGCUUCGCUCGCAACAAAGGCGAGUUACUUGCGUUCCGAUUACUAGCUGGCUUCGGAGGUGCUGGUGGGCUUGUUGUCGGUGCUGGUAUCAUCAGCGAUUGCUUCUCUAAAGAGGAGCGUGGCUGGGUCAUCGCCAUAUACAAUCUCGGGCCAGUCUUUGGUCCUUCCAUCGGUGCUGUGAUCGGUGGAUUUAUAACCCAGUAUACAACGUGGCGCUGGGCAUUUUGGGCAACUUCUAUCUUCGACGGCGCCUUGAUCGUCAUCGGUUUGGUGUUGAUGAAGGAAACGUAUCCACCAAUUAUCCUAGCCAGAAGAAAGCAGAAACUUGACAGCCCGGAGCUGUUCAGAACCCCUUACGAAAACCCGGAUCAAAGUCUCGCUCAGCUAUACCGCAAUUCCCUUCUCCGACCUCUCCUUCUCCUACGCAUCCAGCCUAUUAUACAACUCCUUGCCCUCUUCUAUGCCUACCUCUACGGUUUGAUGUAUCUUGUUCUCUCGACAUUCACCACACUAUGGCGCGAGAAAUACCACCAACCAAUCGGUGCAUCGAGUCUGCACUACCUUGCUCUGGGAAUUGGAUAUUUUCUGGGCUCACAGGUUUGCGGGUUUCUCGCAGACCCAAUUUACCGGAAAUUGAAAGCAAACGACAGCGGGAAACCAGAAUACCGCGUCGUUCUGAUGUUGCCAGCCUCGAUUCUUGCUCCGGUAGGUCUCCUCUGGUACGGUUGGGCGGCACAGGCUGGGACGCAUUGGAUUGUGCCUGACCUGGGGAUUGCGUUGUUUGCAGGGGCUGCUAUGAUUUCUUUCCAGUGCACCACAGCGUAUCUGUAUGAGGCUUUUACAUUGUAUGCAGCCAGUGCGACGGGAGCUGUGUACAUUCUGCGCGGAUUGACUGGGUUUGGAUUUCCUCUUUUUGGUCCUGCCAUGUACCAAAAGUUGGACUUUGGCUGGGGAACGACGGUGAUUGCGUUGGUCGCUGUUGUGCUAGGCUUCCCUGUGCCGGUCAUUCUGUGGAAAUAUGGAGAACGACUCAGGGCGAAGAGUGAAUUUGCUGCUGGGUGA
Messenger RNA from Penicillium brevicompactum, 1461 nucleotides. RefSeq lists its product as uncharacterized. Gene Ontology annotation, biological process: transmembrane transport. The transcript has 2 exons. The coding region runs from base 1 to 1461 and encodes 486 amino acids. NCBI's taxonomy places the organism in Eukaryota, Fungi, Ascomycota, Eurotiomycetes, Eurotiales, Aspergillaceae. The record is from RefSeq and is a predicted model, not a curated record. Gene Ontology annotation, molecular function: transmembrane transporter activity.